UCGCGCGCUUCGGUCGAUCUGAUAACGAAAGGAGGAAGAAGAAAUGGUCUCGACUCUCUCGGGGAUUCGCUUCCCUCUCCUACCUUCCGCCCACACCUCGCAUUCCAGCUUCAAUGGCGAUCGGAGGACCUCCGGCCUCUCUCUCUUCCUCUCCAAUACCUCCUUCUCUCGGAAGAUCUUUGUUGGAAAGCCUUCGUAUGAUUCUAAUUUGCCAUCUUUAGCGGUUGCUGCAUCGAAGAAAAUGCUUGUUCCUGACAGCCAGAGUGAUGGCUCUUCGUCUUUGAAGAAGGAGCAGUCGGGAGGUGCGAGUACAGUUCCAGAGGAUUCUCAGGUGAUUCAGGAUGUAGAUAAUGUAGCAAAGGAAGAUGAAGAGAAGCUUGAGGAUGCCCCUUCAAUAGUUGUGGACAAUGUUGAUGAGGCUGAAGCCAAGGUUGAGGACACACCUCGUCCCUUAGAAGUGAAAGCAAGUACUGCUGCAAACAAAGCUACAGGAAAGACAAUUCCACCGCCUGGCAAUGGGCAAAAGAUAUAUGAAAUAGAUUCACUUUUGGUGGGUCACCGCGAUCACCUUGAUUACCGUUAUGGACAAUACAAAAGGCUGCAUGAGGAGAUUGACAAGUACGAAGGUGGUUUAGAGGUGUUUUCUCGUGGCUAUGAGAAGUUUGGCUUCACACGCAGUGCCGAAGGUAUCACUUAUAGGGAGUGGGCACCUGGAGCAAAGUCAGCAUCACUGAUUGGAGAUUUCAACAAUUGGAACACAAAUGCAGAUGUGAUGAUUCAGAAUGACUUUGGAGUCUGGGAGAUCUUUUUGCCAAACAAUGCAGAUGGCUCACCUCCAAUUCCACAUGGUUCUCGAGUGAAGAUCCGUAUGGAUACUCCUUCAGGCAUCAAAGACUCGAUUCCUGCUUGGAUCAAGUUUUCCAUACAGGCUCCAGGUGAAAUCCCAUACAACAGCAUAUACUAUGAUCCACCAGAAGAGGAAAAGUAUGUAUUUCAACAUUCUCAGCCGAGUAGACCAAAAUCACUUCGCAUUUAUGAGGCACAUGUUGGAAUGAGUAGCACGGAGCCCAAAAUUAACACAUAUGCUGAAUUCAGAGAUGAUGUGCUUCCACGCAUUAAAAAGCUUGGUUACAAUGCUGUUCAACUCAUGGCUAUUCAAGAGCACUCCUACUAUGCUAGCUUUGGGUACCAUGUCACCAAUUUUUUUGCUCCUAGCAGCCGCUGUGGAACCCCUGACGACCUAAAGUCUCUAAUAGAUAAAGCUCAUGAGCUUGGUCUGCUUGUACUCAUGGAUAUUGUUCACAGCCAUGCAUCAAAUAACACAUUGGAUGGUUUGAACAUGUUUGAUGGAACCGAUAGUCAUUACUUCCACUCGGGGUCUCGAGGAUAUCAUUGGAUGUGGGAUUCCCGCUUGUUUAAUUAUGGAAGCUGGGAGGUUUUGAGGUAUCUUCUUUCAAAUGCAAGGUGGUGGCUGGAAGAAUACAAGUUCGAUGGGUUCAGAUUUGAUGGUGUGACUUCAAUGAUGUACACUCACCAUGGAUUGGAGGUAGCAUUUACUGGAAAUUACAGUGAGUACUUUGGGUUAGCAACCGAUGUAGAUGCUGUUACUUACCUGAUGCUGGUUAACGAUUUGAUUCAUGGGCUCUACCCUGAAGCUGUUACCAUUGGUGAAGAUGUUAGUGGAAUGCCAACAUUCUGUGUUCCUGUUAAAGAUGGUGGUGUUGGAUUUGAUUAUCGCCUGCAUAUGGCUAUUGCUGAUAAAUGGAUUGAGCUCCUCCAGAAAAUGGAUGAAGAGUGGCAAAUGGGUGAUAUUGUUUUCACACUCACCAACAGAAGGUGGGGGGAGAAUUGUGUUGCUUAUGCCGAAAGUCAUGACCAAGCUCUUGUUGGUGACAAAACAAUUGCAUUUUGGCUGAUGGACAAGGAUAUGUAUGAUUUCAUGGCUGUGGAUAGACCAUCAACUCCCCUUAUAGAUCGUGGAAUAGCAUUACAUAAAAUGAUUAGGCUUAUUACUAUGGGAUUAGGCGGAGAAGGAUAUCUGAAUUUCAUGGGAAAUGAAUUUGGACAUCCUGAGUGGAUUGAUUUUCCAAGAGGCGUUCAACAUCUUCCAAACGGAAAAAUAGUCCCUGGGAACAAUAACAGUUUUGACAAAUGCCGACGUAGAUUUGAUCUUGGGGAUGCAGAGUAUCUAAGAUAUCAUGGAAUGCAAGAAUUUGAUCGAGCAAUGCAACAUCUUGAAGAAACCUAUGGUUUCAUGACUUCUGAGCAUCAAUACAUAUCACGCAAGGAUGAAGGAGACAAAAUUAUCGUCUUUGAAAAGGGAGACCUGGUUUUUGUCUUCAAUUUUCAUUGGAGUAACAGCUAUUCAGACUACCGAGUUGGCUGCUUAAAGCCAGGAAAGUAUAAGAUUGUCUUGGAUUCGGAUGAAAAGUUAUUCGGAGGCUUCGAUAGGAUUGAUCACAGUGCUGAAUACUUCACUACUGAUGGGUGGUUCGAUGAGCGGCCUCAUUCUUUCCUACUGUAUGCACCUUGUAGAACAGCAGUGGUCUACGCCUUCAUAGAGGGACCUAAAAAGUUUGAUAUCCAACUCUAAUUCAAUUCCGUUGCUCAAAAUGUCUACAUCCUCCCGCACUCCUAAAACCAGACGCGCUGUACGUUAGCUAAUAAAAGUGCCGUCAACAUGGAAUUCCGCCGUUGCCUUCGGCAGUUAUGCUACGCCAAAGUCGGAAGAACGAGGUUAACAAAGUAAAACCAGAACUUAAAACUGCUAAGGUGAGAGAUUUUGGGCGGAAGUUUAGGAGACCAGUGUCUUUCAUAGGCCUAUGGGAAAGUAGACUAACAUGGCAGUUUGUUUUCCAAGCUAGAGAUUUUCUAAUGUACAGAUGGAGCAUGUAGCUGAUCGUGGUGUUACAUAAGUUGGCAAACAUUUGGGCUUGCCAAGUUUUGUUAUCGAACAUGCUUCGAUGGUUGUUUUUUUCUUUCAAACGAUGUACUUACAUAACGGAUAAAAGAAUUUAAACUUGAGCGCA
Molecule: messenger RNA, 3029 nt
Organism: Pyrus x bretschneideri (Chinese white pear)
Lineage: Eukaryota; Viridiplantae; Streptophyta; Magnoliopsida; Rosales; Rosaceae
Product: 1,4-alpha-glucan-branching enzyme 2-2, chloroplastic/amyloplastic
Exons: 22
Coding region: 44-2593 (849 amino acids)
Biological process (GO): starch metabolic process; glycogen biosynthetic process
Cellular component (GO): cytoplasm
Molecular function (GO): hydrolase activity, hydrolyzing O-glycosyl compounds; 1,4-alpha-glucan branching enzyme activity; cation binding
Source: RefSeq, a predicted model, not a curated record